This is a messenger RNA of Closterium sp. NIES-67, 2224 nucleotides long. The record is from the annotation of a GenBank genome assembly. NCBI's taxonomy places the organism in Eukaryota, Viridiplantae, Streptophyta, Zygnematophyceae, Desmidiales, Closteriaceae.
ACCAUCAGCUUCAAGCCUCCGUUUUUGCUGUCCCCUUCACAUCUGGGUCCGUCCCUGCUUCCCUUCUCGCGACUCCGUUCUUCCCUGUUUUUCUCCGUUUUUCGCCAGUCUCCCGUGGACAGUUGAGGUUCGUGCCAGCCAGCAUGCCAUCGCCAGCGCCUAGCACAGGGCCCACGUCUGUCCCUGCAGGCGAUGCUUAUAAACGGCAGCGCGCCACAGCGGAGUACAGCUGCCAGGACGACGCGCCCUUUAUAAUCACGCAGCACAAGUACCGCAGCCAGCAGUUCGCGUCGCUCUACUUCUCCCGUCUCGCCACGCUGCGACCCGUCCUCCUCGCGGCGGCGCGAGAGAAAUGGCCUCACUUACCAGUGAGCAGUGUGUUGGAUCUAGCCGACAAGGGCGAGUGCGUGGUGGUGGGGACACUAUACAAGCACAUGAAGCUCAAGCCCAGCAUACUGCAAGACUACGGCAGAGAGCGGUCAAGCGCGCCGCUGGUGGCGGUGGGGGGCGGCAGUGUGGUGGGGGCGGACGACACUGUGGUGCUAGAGGACGAGAGGGGGCGCGUCAAGCUCGUCGGGGAUGUCUUUGUCCCCGCUGCUUGGGUCACAGGUGUGGUGGUGGCAGUGCGGGGCUGUGAGGACAGCAAGGGAAACUUCCGCGCAAUGGAGGUGCUGGAACCAGGCAUGCCGUGGCAGGACUUCUUUCCCACUGCUGCUGCUGCCGACACGCGUGCUGCAGCCAACCAGGCCAACCCCUCUCUCCCCCGCUACGUGGCCUUCCUCUCGGGUCUCCAUCUGUCAGUCCCCACCACCACUGCUGGGGCUGCGGCGCCGUCCCCCCCCACCCCGCCUGCUGGCGCGCCGCUGCCAUCCCAGGGGCAUGGCGCAGAGGGUGCUGCAGAGGGGGGCGGGGACGCCAUGGUGCUCGAGGAGAUGCUGCUGGACGUGCUCACAGGCCACGUGCACUCGGACGAGGAGGAGCGGUUGAGUGCGGGGAUAGUGCGUGUGGUGAUUGCAGGGGACUCGUGCUCCUUCUCCCACCUCCCUCACUCCCUGCAUGACACUGUCAACUCCACUUCCCUCAUGCACCGUGAUGCCAGGGCCAUGGCAGCACCAGUCAAGGCCUUAGAUACCUUCCUGGCAGAGCUGUCCGCCGCUGUGCCGGUGGACGUUAUGCCUGGCGAGUGUGACCCCGCCAACUACUCCCUGCCGCAGCAGCCGCUACACCCGUGUCUGCUGCCCCUGGCCUCGCGCCGUGCAUCUGUUAUCCGCGCCACCAACCCGCACCACUUCACGUUGGGCGGGGUGCGGUUCCUGGGCACGUCGGGCCAGAACAUUCAUGACAUGGGCCGCCUCUGCCUUGCCCGCCUGCUCCGCACCCCUUCCCGCCCUGCUGCUGCCGCUGCUGCGGGUGCUGCUGAUGCUGAUGCCAGUGCGGCUGGUGAUGCUGGUGGUGUAAGUAGCAGUGGUGGUGGGAAGGCAGAGCCAAUGGAGGGAGUGGAGCGGCAGGAGGAGGGGAGCAAGGGGAGGGAAGGAAGUGCGGAGGAGGGAAGGGGAGAUGAGGGAGAGGGGAGGGAGGCAGAGGAGGAGGCAGAUGUGUUGGAGCUGAUGCAGCGGUGCCUGGAGUGGAGACACAUCGCCCCCAGUGCUCCUGACACGCUGGGCGUGUACCCCUUUCAGCUGGACGACCCCUUUGUGCUCACCACCUGCCCACACGUCUUCUUUGCUGGCAACCAGCCGCGAUUCGCCACUCGCCUCGUCAGAGGUCCCCAGAAGCAGGUGGUUCUCCUGGUUGCUAUCCCCAAGUUCUCCGAGACAUGUCAAGCUGUUCUGGUGGAUCUUGACUCACUGGAGUGCCGAGUGCUCUCUGUUGCCUGUCCACCCUUCCCUCCCUCCUCGCCAUCACCCUCCGCAUAAACCUCAAUCACUCACUCACCCCUCGUCUAAUGUCGCUCACACGUGUUUGGUGUGGAGCAGUAUAUUGGUGAUUGCAAUAAUAUAGAGGGUGCUGUAACGUCUGCAGCCAGCAGAAGGGGCUUCAGGCUCAGCUGACCCUGCAGGGGGUUCUUUGUAGGGUAAGGGAUGCCCCCAUGUUGCAUCUCUCAGAGUAGCUGAAUGAAACUAGAAAGAAGGGUACACGGUAGUUUUGACCUAAUGUGCUGUACUCUCUAAGGCAUGCCCCUAUAUAGGCUACAGUAACAUAUACCAAUAUGUUUGACACACCC